GUGAAGCUGCGAGAUUUAUCUGUCAGUUGCAGCCCGUUGGACUAAAGAUAAAAAGCGUGUGUCGAGUCGAGAAGAUACCAGGAUAGCUCGCCUUUAACCUAACCUCUUGGUGGAUUUGGAUUUUAUGUACAACAUGACAUUUGAGGAACUAAGCGGAGAUUACUCCCAGGAAAGAAUGGAUACGGUGGCGAAAGCUUUAGAAGAAGUCCUGACCUCAGCCUUGCCUCAGGGCUGCAUCACAGUCGGUGUCUACGAGGCUGCCAAGUCCCUCAACGUAGACCCUGAUAAUGUGGUUUUGUGCAUCCUGGCCACCGACGACGAGGACGUGAAAGAUGUGGCCCUGCAGAUCCACUUCACCCUCAUCCAGGCUUUCUGCUGUGAGAAUGACAUCAACAUCCUGAGAGUCAACAGCACCCGGCGCCUGGCAGAAAUCCUGGGAGGAGGAGGAGGUGGAAAGCAGAGUGGGGGUGAACCUAUGGACCUGCACUGCGUCCUUGUUACUAGCCCACAUUCGACAUCUUGGAAGGACCCUGCUUUGAGCAAGCUGAAAAGAUUCUGCAGCGAGAGUCGGUGCAUGGACCAGUGGGUGCCAAUCAUUAAUCUCCCCGAACGAUGAAGUUAUUGCUGCACAGAGGAAGAGUGGUGUGAACCCUGAUGGACACAUGCUACCACCCAGAGAUCAAAUUCCAAAGCACUGCUUAUGGGGAAAGAAAUUUUUCCAGGGGAAAAAACCCUGCUGUCUUUAAGGGAUGUAUUUGAAAAAAAGAAAAAAGAGCAGGGGCUGGAUUUCCACUUUGGACUGGACUGUUCGGAGUUGCGUCUGUCGGCCUUUGCAACCAAUAUGAGAUGGCGAGGCUCUUGUAUUGUGCUGAGGUGGAAAUGGUAAAAAAGCCUGCGUGCUUUUUAAUGUGAAGAUGGACACUGUACACGAGGAUUAUAUCAUGUAUGUAAAGCCUCUGUGAUGAGUCAGACAAACAUGGAGAAACCAGAGCACAGAGCUGUUGAAUGGACCAAGGCCUCGGCCUCUCUCUGCAGAAACAAAAGCACUUGUUGAAACACUGGACCUAUUGCAAUUUCACUUAUUUGAUUACAGUUGUUAAUGUUGACGUUGCUAUUGUCGUAAUUUAAAAAGGGAAGGGCUACACAUCCGGUGAAGACAUUCUGUGUAUUUAGUGUUUCUCAUACCAGCUGUUAUUAUUUGCCACAAGUGAAAUAGUUCCUUUGUUACAAUUUAAGUUAUUUCUAAUUUAAGUGUAUUUAUGUUUCUUUUUUUUUUUUUUUUUUUUACCUAUUUGCAACAUCUGAAUUCAAGACACAUAUAUGUAUUGCUGUCAAUAAAAAGUAUUUUUUGGAACAACA
This is a messenger RNA of Mugil cephalus (flathead mullet), 1359 nucleotides long. RefSeq names its product growth arrest and DNA-damage-inducible, alpha, a (gene gadd45aa). Gene Ontology annotation, cellular component: cytoplasm; nucleus. Lineage: Eukaryota; Metazoa; Chordata; Actinopteri; Mugiliformes; Mugilidae. Gene Ontology annotation, biological process: regulation of cell cycle. The transcript is spliced from 4 exons. The coding region runs from base 125 to 616 and encodes 163 amino acids. The record is from RefSeq and is a predicted model, not a curated record.